Molecule: messenger RNA, 1146 nt
Organism: Odobenus rosmarus divergens (Pacific walrus)
Lineage: Eukaryota; Metazoa; Chordata; Mammalia; Carnivora; Odobenidae
Product: olfactory receptor 7A17-like
Exons: 3
Coding region: 1-1146 (381 amino acids)
Biological process (GO): G protein-coupled receptor signaling pathway
Cellular component (GO): membrane
Molecular function (GO): G protein-coupled receptor activity; olfactory receptor activity
Source: RefSeq, a predicted model, not a curated record
AUGAAUCCCCUGGGCAUAUUCAACCUUGAGCUUGAGGAGAUACGGUUUUUGCACUUGGAUUCCUACAUCUGCUGGGGGACCCAUGCUUCACGCCUUCCUGCUGUCUUGUCUGGAAACAGAGCUUCGGUCUCCAUCAUCAGCCAUCCAGCGGGGGAUUCAGACCUCCACAUGGAGACCUUCCUCUCAGAGACCCCAUUCCGUCACCUCCACCAUGUGGAACCAGGAAAUGAUUCAGGAAUUUCAGAGUUUCUUCUUCUGGGAUUAUCAGAGAAACCGGAAUUGCAGCCAGUCAUAUUUGGGCUUUUCUUCUCCAUGUACCUGAUCACCGUGUUUGGAAACCUGCUCAUCAUCCUGGCGGUCAGCUCAGACUCCCAUCUCCACACCCCCAUGUACUUCUUCCUCGCCAACCUGUCCUUUGUAGACAUCUGUUUCACCUCCACCACAGUCCCCAAGAUGCUGUGGAACAUCCAGGCUCAGAGCAAAGUCAUCACCUAUGCAGGCUGCCUCACGCAGAUGUACUUUUUCAUACUCUUUGCUGGAUUCGAUGACUUUCUCCUGGCUGUAAUGGCCUAUGACAGGUUUGUGGCCAUCUGUCACCCGCUGCACUACACGGUUAUCAUGAAACCUUCCUACUGUGUACUGCUCGUUCUGGUGGUCUGGGUGAUGAGUGUCCUGAAUUCCUUAUUAGAAAACUUAACGGUGUUGUUGCUGUCCUUUUGUACAGAGGUGGAAAUCUCCCACUUUUUCUGUGAAAUCAAUCAGGUGGUCCAACUUGCCUGUUCUGACAUCUUUCUUAACGACAUGGUGAUGUAUUUUGCAACUGUGCUGCUGGGUGGUGGUCCCCUGGCUGGGAUCCUUUUCUCUUACUCUAAGAUAGUUUCCUCCAUAUGUGGGAUCUCAUCAGCUCAGGGCAAGUAUAAAGCAUUUUCCACCUGUGCAUCUCACCUCUCCGUUGUCUCCUUAUUUUAUUGUACAGGCUUAGGAGUGUACCUUAGCUCUGCUGCUCCCCAGAGCUCCCACUCAAGUGCAGUAGCCUCGGUGAUGUACACGGUGGUGACGCCCAUGCUGAACCCCUUCAUCUACAGCCUGAGGAACAGAGACAUAAAGAGGGCUCUGAAAAGAAUUGUUGGGGUUCCAGUGAUGUAA